CAGAGCCCCUCCGAGAGCACCCCGCUGGUGCCCAGCGACAGCCAGGGUGACUCUAAAGCGUGUGAGGCCGACAUGCCCAGCAUCAACCACCUCCCUGCGUCGAUCCUGCUAAACGUUUUUUCUCAUCUCUCCGUGAGGGAACGCUGUCUCUCUGCAUCUCUAGUUUGCAAGUAUUGGUAUGAUCUGUGUUUAGAUUUUCAGUUCUGGAAACAGAUAGACCUCAGUGGCUUGCAACAGGUCAAAGAUGACCUUUUGAUAAAGAUUGCAUCAAGGAGGCAGAAUGUGACUGAAAUUAAUAUCUCUGAUUGCCGGAAUGUUUUAGACUAUGGGAUUUGCUCUCUGGCCUCGCAGUGCACAGGUCUUCUGAAGUACACAGCCUAUCGAUGUAAGCAGCUGAGUGACCUGUCCCUCAUCACUAUUGCAGCACACUGCCCACUCCUUCAGAAAGUGCAUGUGGGCAACCAGGAUAAACUCACAGACGAGGCUCUCAAAAAGCUGGGGGAGCGCUGUUCAGAGCUGAGGGAUGUUCACUUUGGACAGUGCUACAACUUGACUGAUGAAGGCAUGAUAGCAUUGGCAAAGGGCUGCCCAAAGCUGCAGAGAAUCUACAUGCAAGAAAACAAACUGGUGACAGAUAAAUCAGUAAAAGCAUUUGCUGAGCACUGUCCGGAGCUGCAAUUUGUCGGGUUUAUGGGCUGCUCGGUUACAUCCCAAGGGGUCAUUCACCUUACCAGACUUAAGAAUUUGAGCAGCCUGGAUUUGCGUCACAUCUCGGAGUUGAAUAACGAAACCGUCAUUGAAGUGGUGAGGAAAUGCACGAGUUUGAGUUCACUUAACCUCUGCCUGAACUGGAGCAUCAAUGACAGAUGUGUGGAAAUCAUAGCCAAGGAAGGUCGAAGUCUCAAAGAAAUUUAUUUGGUAUCGUGCAAAAUCACAGACUAUGCUUUGAUAGCUAUUGGCCAGUACAGCACCACCAUUGAAACGGUGGAUGCAGGAUGGUGUAAAGAAAUCACAGAUCAAGGAGCCACCCAGAUUGCUAAAACAAGCAAAUCCCUGAGGUAUUUGGGACUGAUGCGGUGUGAUAAGGUGAAUGAAGAGACUGUGGAGCAGUUGGUCCAGCAGUAUCCACACAUAACAUUCAGCACUGUGAUGCAGGAUUGCAAGAGAACCUUGGAGAGAGCCUAUCAAAUGGGCUGGAUUCCCAACAGAUCCUCUUUGUCAUAACCUCUGACAAAUUGGUCAUUCAUCUCGCACACUUGCUCAGAGUCAGUCUGAAGUCAUUACUAAUACAGUAUCUUCACAGAACUCUUAAUAGUUAGGAAUUGGUUUGUCUUUUUUUGUUUGAUUUAAUGGUUGGAUUUUGGAUCUUUUUAUACACACUAGUAAAGCUUCAAAGCAAAAGUGAUCAUACUUUGUGAAUCUGACAAUACAAUUAAGUAUAAGAAGCUAGAGGAAAAAAUAGUGGAAGACUUUUUUGAAGCAAUGCUGAAAUUGUAUUCAAGCGUUUCUAUUUGUACUUUUUAUGUGUGCAACCUUAUAAAGUUGCAGUGCUUUAAAAUACAACAUUAAAGCUCACAUCUGAAAUAACUCAUCUGCCAAUCUCUACCACAGGUUCACCUGAUUUUGUAUUUUAAGUUAAAAUAUAGACAUACUUCUUUGAGCAAACGAGAAAAGAUUAUUCCUUUUGUUGUAAAGGAAGAUGGGUUAUUAAAAGAGUUUUUGAUCAUUUUUAUCCUGGAUCUUUUAUGCGGUAGAAAAUGAUCAAUAAAAAAGUUAAAUAGCCCUAAUUGUGUGUAGUGAAAAUAUUUGUUUGGACAUAUAUACAGUAUUAUUUGUAUACCAUUACAUUUUUUAAUUGUUUAGUAAAAAACAAAAGAAAACUAUAUGCUACUUAUUAAAGCACACCUUGUAAGUAUGUGGGAUUUUGUGUCAUUUUAAAGUCAAUCCUGUAUUCUCUCACUAGUCAGUAAUCUUAUCACCACGUGAUUAUGCAAGUAAGGCAGGGUAUUGUUUGUGUGAAAUAGCAAAGUCUUGGACAAUCGUAUCUGAUUAACCUAAUCAGUUACUAAAGAAGGUUGUUUCAAUGCAGUAAUUAUAUAAUCUUAAAGUACUUAAACAGUUUUAAAGAACACACAUCUUACCAUGUUUAUAAUGGAAUGUAGAAUAUAUAAACAAACAUUUUUCAUUUUUAACUUCUUGCUUUUCUUCCUUGUUGAACAUCUUCAUAAACGACCUUUAUGUGACAAAGCAAAUAUGAAAGACCGGUUUUUAUUAGAAGUUUUAUUAGAAUUAUAUCAUUGUCUUUUUUAUUAGGUGUAAGGCCAUUGUAUAACUAUAGAAGUUCAGAUGGGAAGCUUCACCAGCACACAAGCUGAAAAGGCACAAAUAGAACUGAAUUCUAUGCUGAUUCACUCAGAAAGGAAGACGACAAAACACUGUAGCGGUGGAGUUUCCUUCGGGUGUAACGUCUUUGUACUACUCAGCGUGGAAAUAACCUCUACUUGUUCCUUUUUAUAACAAACGUUGAAGUAGAUGCUAGUUAUAAAAAGGGUAUAUAUAUAUCCACUUUAUAUGUAAUUUCACAUUUAACAUUUCUAACACUUAAUUUUAAAAGAAGAGUGUGCUUCAGUUCGGUUCCACAGAAGUGUGUAGGAUUACAUUUUUGUAGCUUCUCUGUAUAACAAAGGUAAAAGAGAGCCCCUUUCUCUGUCAUGAGAAAGUUCAAUUUUUUAUAAAUCUUUUUGUCAUUUUGAAGAAGGCGGUGUUCUUUUCCUUCAUACCAUUGAUUUUAAAUGCAAAUGCUCAGGCGUACAAAAUAGUUUUCUAUUUUUAAGACCCAUAGAAAUUCUAUAGGUGUCCAAAAAGGGCUAUAGGUGAACUAAUUACCCUUUAAAGUACUGUAUGUCAUGGAGAUAUCCAAAUUGUCAGCAAUAUAUACGGUACUUCCAGGAGCGUUCAUGUGUUCCAUUGACUUUCAAUCACUUACCCUGAAGACAGUAUAUGUCAACGCCUGGACAAUUUGAUUUUAUUACCUAAAAUGAAAAAAAAGGAUAAUGCUAUUUUUGUUAAGUUUGUUUGAUUGUGAUUGUUCUUCUGUUUCAGUAAUAAAAAAAUUAAAAAAAACAUGGCUGU
Molecule: messenger RNA, 3132 nt
Organism: Lepisosteus oculatus (spotted gar)
Lineage: Eukaryota; Metazoa; Chordata; Actinopteri; Semionotiformes; Lepisosteidae
Gene: fbxl17
Product: F-box and leucine-rich repeat protein 17
Biological process (GO): SCF-dependent proteasomal ubiquitin-dependent protein catabolic process
Cellular component (GO): SCF ubiquitin ligase complex
Molecular function (GO): protein binding
Source: RefSeq, a predicted model, not a curated record